Messenger RNA from Mesocestoides corti, 426 nucleotides. The record is from the annotation of a GenBank genome assembly. NCBI's taxonomy places the organism in Eukaryota, Metazoa, Platyhelminthes, Cestoda, Cyclophyllidea, Mesocestoididae.
AUGGUACAAGAAGCCAUUCAGGAAAUUGACCCGAACAACAGCACGCGAGACGUUGUGCGAGUGGUUAACUUGAGCAAGCAAUUUUCUAAAAGGAAAGUCCCCGCAGUCAACGAUCUGACAUUUGGUGUUCGACUUGGCGAAUGCUUCGGUCUCCUCGGUGUCAAUGGAGCUGGAAAGUCCACAACCUUCAACAUGUUGACUACCAAUAUCCGGCCAUCAACGGGCACAAUCUCAAUUGACGGCAUUGAUGUAUUUAGUAAUCCAAACUUACACGAAGUCAUCGCCUACUGCCCACAAUUCAAUCCCCUACACACUCAUCUCACUGGUUUCGAAACACUGCAACUAUACGCCCGAAUCCGCGGCUAUCCCGAGUCGACCAUCAGUUCAGUUGCCGAUCGUCUUAUCGACCAACUAUGUUUACGUCCU